AUGGACACAGCCAAAGCCUGUUUUAAUCCAUAUUUCUACUGUUUCCGUCUGCAGAACAAGGAAUUGAUGUUUCAACAUAUUCCUGAAGGCGUGGCCUCCCAUCCAUCGCUGCAGCGCUGUACACCGCUCGCUCUCAUCCGUUCACUCAGCUGCGGUCGCCGCGGCGCGCGGACAUGGCGCGAGUGUUGCGCCCGCCGAGCCACACGUGGUGGCGGCAGUUCCAGCAGUAGGAUGUCGUUGAAGACCCCAACGCCGGGGGCCGGCGAGCGUGAGACGUGGGGCAAGAAGGUCGACUUCCUUCUAUCAGUCAUCGGCUUUGCUGUGGACCUCGCUAACGUCUGGCGCUUCCCCUACCUCUGUUACAAGAAUGGCGGAGGGGCUUUCUUGGUGCCGUACUGCAUAAUGCUGGUGGUUGGCGGGAUACCGUUGUUUUAUAUGGAAUUGGCUCUCGGACAGUUUCAUCGAAAAGGAGCAAUCACUUGCUGGGGCAGACUUGUGCCACUGUUUAAAGGGAUCGGGUAUGCGGUAGUGCUGAUAGCUUUUUAUGUGGACUUCUACUAUAAUGUGAUCAUCGCGUGGGCUCUUCGGUUUUUCUUUGCGUCAUUCACCACUAUGUUGCCAUGGACCAACUGCAAUAAUGAAUGGAAUACACCAGCCUGUCAGCCGUUUGAAGCUAAUUGGGAGAACGUUAACGCUAACAAAACUCAUCACAACUCAUCAGAGUCAAACACUCCUGUACAAACAACACCAUUCACUUCAGCCGCAUCUGAAUACUUUAAUCGCGCUAUUUUGGAACUUCAAGGUAGUGAAGGUUUGCAUGAUUUAGGCGCCAUCAAGUGGGAUAUGGCUCUUUGUCUACUCGCAGUUUAUAUAAUUUGCUAUUUCUCUCUAUGGAAGGGCAUCAGUACGUCGGGAAAAGUGGUUUGGUUCACAGCUUUGUUUCCUUACGCCGUGCUUCUGAUUCUCUUGGUCCGUGGUAUUACUUUACCUGGUUCCGCUACUGGAAUACAAUAUUAUUUGAGUCCUAAUUUUGAAGCUAUAACACAACCACAGGUAUGGGUGGAUGCAGCAACACAAGUCUUCUUUUCUCUCGGUCCCGGAUUUGGUGUCCUUCUAGCUUACGCUUCCUACAAUAAAUACCAUAACAACGUAUACAAGGACGCGAUUCUCACCAGCGUGAUAAACUCUUGCACGUCGUUCGUGGCCGGGUUUGUUAUCUUUAGCGUGCUUGGCUACAUGGCACACGCGUCUGGCAAACACGUUCGUGAUGUAGCGACUGAAGGGCCUGGCUUGGUGUUCGUGGUGUACCCGGCUGCUAUCGCCACAAUGCCCGGCUCCACUUUCUGGGCUCUCAUAUUCUUCAUGAUGCUGCUUACUUUGGGCUUGGAUAGUUCUUUUGGUGGUUCUGAAGCCAUAAUAACAGCUCUCAGCGACGAGUACCCGCCGAUAGGACGUCACCGGGAGAUAUUCGUGGCUUGUCUCUUCACACUGUACUUCUUCGUCGGUCUCGCUUCGUGUACUAAAGGCGGGUUCUAUUUCUUCCAACUUCUGGACAGAUAUGCUGCUGGAUAUUCCAUGCUGGUGGCCGUGUUCUUUGAGGCUAUAGCUGUAUCCUGGAUUUAUGGUACGGAAAGAUUUUGUGAGGAUAUUCGCGACAUGAUAGGUUUCCGACCUGGCUUGUACUGGCGUAUAUGUUGGCGUUUCGCUGCACCGGCUUUUCUUCUUUUCAUCACGGCGUAUGGACUAUUGGACUAUGAACCUCUACAGUACGAGGGCUAUGUUUACCCGGGCUGGGCUAAUGCUUUGGGCUGGGCUAUAGCUGGAUCGAGCGUGAUCUGCAUUCCAACUGUGGCUAUCUAUAAAAUCAUCACGACAAAGGGAACUUUCUUUGAGCGUCUUACGAUUCUCACCACGCCGUAUGCGGACACAGAGCACACAGCUCAUAAUGGUGUUGUCAUCUCUGAGAGCGGCGGCGUCAGACUGAACUCUACCGUCACUACACCCAACACACCACCGAACGUUCCAUACACACAUGCACAGAUCAUCAACACACAGAUCACACCGACAGCACUCACACACACGCUCGCCCCCUCCCCCUCCCCCUCGCCACACCCCACGCUCGUCUGA
Molecule: messenger RNA, 2127 nt
Organism: Danaus chrysippus (African queen)
Lineage: Eukaryota; Metazoa; Arthropoda; Insecta; Lepidoptera; Nymphalidae
Source: the annotation of a GenBank genome assembly